Molecule: messenger RNA, 339 nt
Organism: Mycena indigotica
Lineage: Eukaryota; Fungi; Basidiomycota; Agaricomycetes; Agaricales; Mycenaceae
Exons: 2
Coding region: 1-339 (112 amino acids)
Source: RefSeq, a predicted model, not a curated record
AUGGGUAGCGUGACGACAUACCAGCAGUCGGCCGCGGGCGUUUGCAGUGGCGGGACCUACAAUAGCAUGCACACUGAUUGCCAGCAGCAUUGCUGUGUCUUGACCGAGGCCUGGUUUCAGGGCAGCAGUGGCCAGCGCUCUCAAUGCUGGAAUGCCUUCAAUAACAUUAUCGCCCAGUGUGUACAGGGCAAUGGCCGCAAUGGCGGCCAGUGGAUUUGGAGCUAUCAAGGUGUUACUCAGAACUACUACCUGCAGGCCAACUGGGUUUGUACUAGCGCCGCUGGCAUCCAAUCGCCCAACAACAGCACCGAAGAGCCCCCAUUGACAACGACUGACUAG